GGCGCGGGGCUGGCGGCGCUGUGCCGCCCCGAGAUGCUGGCGGAGCGUCGCGCUGCGCGGCGGCUGCUGUCCGCUCGUAUGCGUGCAGUUGCAGGAAGGGGCUGCGUUUAGAGAUGCAGGGCCUUGCGUUGUUCGGCUGCCGUGUUCUCACCCCUCGUGUCUCAAGGGUUCCUAAACGCUCUAGCUGGCUGCUUAAGGCGGACGAACCCGGGCCUCUUUACCGUGAGGACAGACACCGAGAAAUGGUGCUGAGGUGGAGAUUUGAGGGAGGGAGAGCGGUAUCAAGUAUGCUGUGUUUUCUCACUCUGCGCACCUCUGCAUACCAGGGUACUUUUAUGUUGUUUUAAGUCUGUGUUAUGACUGUUUGUGAUUUCAAAAGGAUGUGUGCUCAGCUGGAUUUCACAGGUCAUAGAAGAACAAAAACACACAGCAUGAUUUUAGCGGUUAGCUCUGAGAGCUUGGACAUUAAUGGCACGAAGUUCAACACGUAUUCUGUAUGAAACCCCGCUUACUGCUGUGUCUCUCUGGGUGGAGAGGAACCUGCCUUCCUGCUGACUGGUGUCCUGGUUUCAUCCUUUCUGGAAUACACGUAUUGUUUCCCCUGUUGCCGUGUGCAGCCUCCUUUGUCUCUUUUCUGUCCUUCAUGAACUGCGUAGAAAUUACAUACAGAAGGCUGAUGCUAACUGCUGUAAGGAUUGGGAAGGGUUUGGAGUGGUGACAAUAAGAGCUGUGGAUGCGGGCUGUGAAACCUCAGGUUUGCUUUCCAGUGUGGUAAUUGUGUUCUUUGUGGAAGCGAGGUGAUCAGAUAAGGUGCAGUUGUUUUGUUCACAUAAGCUGAACUGUGUUCCUGCUAUGUACUCUUGACAGGGACUUAAGAUUUCAGUAGGGAGAGGCUUUUUUUCCCCCUCUUUAUUGAAAUCUACCGUAAACGGUGCUACUCUCGCCAUACAUGGGCUCUGUAGUCAGCAGCUUGAGCUUCAGAUAGCUGUGAGCUUUCUGAUCUUUGCUGUCUGUUUCUGCCUAAACUUGCAUGUCUUGCCAUCAUUGCCACAUCCUUCUCAGGGGCAGGAUUCUAGUCGGAAGUUCAGUAACUUAUGUUAAGGACUAAGUGGAGACCUGCAUAUUGACAGAGUGGUUAACUUAAGCGCGGAAUUGCAUCAUAGCUUUCAUAUCAUCUGUAAAGAAAUGCUGGGCUCAUCCUUGGCUGAGUUGUUUUUAAUCCAUUAUUUGCUGUUGUCUAGCUGAAAAUGAAAUCAUGCCUGGAUCAUCUCAGCUUUUAUAUGUGCUGUGUUGCUAUCCUUCAGCUUCACUUAACCCCUUUUUCUUUAUUGCAGCGUUUUAUCAGUGAGUGCUGUGGGUUGCCUGCAGGUUGCUUUGUGCAGUACCUGUGGGCGUGGAACAGGGUGCAAGAUUUUAAUUCUGCUCUGCCUUCUGUUUUGUGCCUAGGUGACUGCCAGCUGCAAGCACCUUGUCGAAUCCAAAAGUGCACCACUGAUUUUGUUUCCUUAACUUCACAUCUAAACUCGGCUCUUGAUGGCUUUGACUUGGAGUUCUGCAAGGCCCUGCGAGCAUACUCUGCCUGCACCUAUCGCAACUCCAAAGUAUGCCGUGGAAACCUAGUCUACCAUUCUGCAGUGCUGGGGAUCAGCGACCUCAUGAGCCAGAGGAACUGUUCCAAGGAUGGCCCCACAUCCUCCACCAACCCCGAAGUGACCCAUGAUCCCUGCAAUUAUAGUGGCCACACGGAGGCCAAUGAAUAUCAAGGAGGGGAGAAAACUAUCCCUACUUACCUAUUUUGUGGCUUGUUUGGUGAUCCUCAUCUGAGGACUUUCAAGGAUCACUUCCAGACAUGCAAAGUGGAAGGUGCUUGGCCUCUCAUAGACAAUAACUACUUAACAGUGCAAGUGACGAAUGUGCCUGUGGUCCCAGGAUCCAGUGCUACUGCUACAAAUAAGAUAACUAUUAUCUUUAAAUCAUACCAACAGUGUACAGAUCAGAAAGUAUAUCAGGCGGUGAGUGAUGACUUGCCUGCAGCUUUUGUUGAUGGUACAACAGGUGGAGGUGAUGGGAGCACCAAGAGCCUGCAGAUUGUGGAUAAAGUCAGCGGCAAAUAUGUCGAAAUGCAUGCCAGAUACAUUGGGACAACAGUGUAUAUACGUCAGCUCGGGCACUACUUAACACUGGCCAUUCGCAUGCCUCAAGAGUUGGCCAUGGCCUACGAGGAGAGUCAAGAUCUGCAGCUGUGUGUGAACGGCUGCCCUUCAAGUGAGCGUAUUGAUGACAGCGGCCACUUGCCGCUGCCCGUGAGAGGACAGGUGCUCCCUCAGACAGGUGCUGCUCGUCCCCGGUCAGCAUACACACUGGAAACUGCCACCACCAAAUGCCAUGAGAAGAUGCUGGUGAAGGACAUCUAUUUUUACUCGUGUGUGUUCGACCUGCUUACCACUGGUGAUGCUAACUUCACAGCUGCCGCCCACAGUGCCUUGCAGGAUGUGGAGGCACUGCAUCCCAGAAAAGAGCGCUGGCAUAUCUUUCCCAGCAGCAGAGAUGGUGGUGUGGGCAAAGGUAGCAAAUCCUUUGUCAGUCUUGGACUUGCGUGCUUGAUCCUUGUUGCAUUUUUGUAGUUGUUUUUUUUUUUUCUUUUGUCUCUAACAAAGUUUUGAAAUAUAUAUUGUCAUAAUAUAUUGAGUAAAGAUGAGUAUAUAUGUAUAUACCAUGUAUAUGAAGGGAUGUUUUGUCUUGGGACAUCCGCAAGAUUGUACAUAUUGUGUUAACUGUUCUAUGUAUGUUGGAUGUCGUAUUCUUUGUAUCUAUUUGUUUUACAGUCGGUGAAAUGUUUUAUAAUGUCCUUGCAUUGGGACCUGAUAGAAAGCACUUUAUUUUUUAUAUAUUAAAUAUUUGUGUGUAGCUGAGUAACUAUAUAUUAUACAUAUACACACGUACCUACAGUACUCAGUACUCUGCUUAGGUACUGCUUAGUGUAACAAAUUUUUUUACUGUAUUAAUUAAUGGGGAUAUUUUCUACACUUACUGUAGAGACAGCACUUCUCUUGUCCUGUAAUUAUGUAUGUGAUUUCCUGGUAGCUUUUUAGAGCCAUUGGAGAGACAAUGCUGAAAGAUUCUAAUGGUCUUUGUGUAAGAGUGUAACCUUUCCUUUUCAAAGUUACUACCACAGCUGAUUCUGCCCUCAAAGGUUAACUCAUUCUGGGAGAUGGACUGGAGAAGUCACAUGCCUGAAUUCUGUCUCUUUCUUAGGUGUUAAUUACAUCAACACAUUAGAAAGAAGGGAGAGGAGUGAGGGCCCCAGCCCUGACUGCGGUUACUGAGGAGCUAUGGGAACAAUGAUACGGUGGCUUAAAGGCUGGUUUUAUGUGGUGCCUUAAUCUGCUCCAAGAAACAGAAGCCUUAAUACAUGCUGCGGUACUCCAACUCCAGGACAGGCUUCUUUCACUCCUGAAGCUGUUCAUCUGAAGCUAGUUAGGUCUGCUCUUUGAACAAGAUCAAUUAGUGUUUGCCUUUUUUAAGAGACUGUUGUUUGCCUUGGUGGAGUGAGAUGUAGUUCGUUCACAGAAUGAGAACUUGUAGUUUUUAUGGAGAUUGUUCUGGCCAGUUUAGAGACUGCUGACUGUUAGGAACAGCAGUAACCUUCAGAGGAAACUAAUUAAUUCCUUAUUGGAUGUGUAACCACAGGCAAUAGAUGAACAUAGAACUGAGGUAAGGCGGAAGGUAAAAAAAAUAAAAAUAAAAAAAAAAUUCUGAUCUAGAUUUGUUGGCAACUUGUUCUGUCAAACUUAGAUGAUGGUGCUGUUUGAAGUGAAUUAGAUCUAGGAAUUAAUGCUCUGUCUGAUUAUGUGAUUUUUCCCAGGUUCCUCCUGACGAUGACAGGGUUCUCCCUGUUUUGUGUGGCUAAACUUAUUUAUCACUGCUCUGAAUUUAAGGGUCGUGUGGCUGAAAAUCAGUGGACAAGCCUAGCAUUGCUGCGGUGAUGCACAAAAUAGAUGGGCAGACCUUGUAUACUGGUUAAAUUCUACUGACCCUGGAUCCUGCGUGUAUGUACAUAUACAACAGAUAUGUAUACAUGCAUUAAAUUGUGAUCCUUUCAGAUAAAUAGCAUUUCAGAAAUGUAGUACUUCCCCUGAAGAGUUUUCCGUUUUCUUGUUCCUGCUGUGGGAUUUCUUGAGAAAAUGUUAUUUGCACAUGUUCAUUCUUGAAGUCUGCCAUUGCCAAGAGAGCUUUAGCUGAUGCCAAAUGUGGAUAUUUUGAAGCUAGUGAAUGGUCUCUGGAGAAAACUUAAGCUUACAGGGAACAGUGGUUUUUUCACACACGCUCCAAAUGGCUGUCUUUUAGAAGGCUGCAGAUUUUAUUUUCAUGCUUGGAAACCCUAAAAUGUGUCAGUCUUUUCAAAAACUUUUAGAUGUGGUUCAUGAAUAUACCAGUAAGUAUAUGUUAGUGUAAAAGAGUGGCUGUGCAGUGUGUAAAUAUUUUAAAUUAUUAUGAUAGAAGAAUAAAGUUGCCUACCUUGCUGA
Lagopus muta (rock ptarmigan) is the source of this 4526-nucleotide messenger RNA. RefSeq names its product repulsive guidance molecule BMP co-receptor b (gene RGMB). Gene Ontology annotation, biological process: BMP signaling pathway. Gene Ontology annotation, molecular function: coreceptor activity. The transcript has 2 exons. The record is from RefSeq and is a predicted model, not a curated record. NCBI's taxonomy places the organism in Eukaryota, Metazoa, Chordata, Aves, Galliformes, Phasianidae. Gene Ontology annotation, cellular component: plasma membrane. The coding region runs from base 1248 to 2624 and encodes 458 amino acids.